ACAACACAUCAUUUUUUCUUUCUUCAUUAGCUACAUCUUUUGUUCCUUAGUUUACUCAACCAAAUCUCUCUCUCUCUCUCCCUUUGAGUCUCAAAACUUCAAUGGCUCACCAGGAGGAAGGAUGGCCAUUGGGUCUGAGGCCAGUAAAUGCAAGAAUCGGAGGACUCACAAGAGGAGCUCAUCAUCAUGAACAAGUCUCGGCUGGUUCAAUCUCCUUCACCUCUCUCUUGUCUCCUUCUCCCUCAUCUCACUCUUCCUCCGAUCUUGAUUCUCAGUCGAUGGAAUCAUUUUUCCGCGAUAGGAGCUACACCCUAGGAAAUCUAAUCGGGAUAUCAAGCUUUCUUGAACUUUCAAGAAGAUCAAACCGAACAAGGAAUGAUCAAAGUACUGCUAGAAACCAUCAACACCAGAAGAAUCUCAAAACUUACUACAAGCCAUGGAUUUUCUCUAUAUGUUCAAAGCUAAGCACAAAUGCCACUGUCAUUUCCCACAACAGGAUUAUAAACGAAGACAAUGAUGGUCGUAACAAUGUGCAGUCUCUUGGACACUUCCUCAUGGUGGAGAGACGAGCCGUCGGAUCAACCAUACGGUCCACACCGACUAUGUGAAUGUCCGAAAGUUAAUAGCCAAUUGUGCCUUAAAAGUUAAAAAAGAUAAUGCGAUGUGUAAUAUGAUUUCCUAAUGGUCUGACGCAACAGAUUCUGAUUGUACUAUUAUUUUGUAAUUGAGUUUCAAAUGUUCAAAAACAUUUUUCUUUGCAUGAUGAGUUGCAUCAAUAUAUCAUUAUUGGGCA
This is a messenger RNA of Arabidopsis lyrata subsp. lyrata, 793 nucleotides long. RefSeq lists its product as uncharacterized. Bases 102 to 608 code for a protein of 168 amino acids. The transcript is spliced from 3 exons. Lineage: Eukaryota; Viridiplantae; Streptophyta; Magnoliopsida; Brassicales; Brassicaceae. The record is from RefSeq and is a predicted model, not a curated record.